Messenger RNA from Prorocentrum cordatum, 2498 nucleotides. The record is from the annotation of a GenBank genome assembly. NCBI's taxonomy places the organism in Eukaryota, Dinophyceae, Prorocentrales, Prorocentraceae.
GCAGGGCUCGCUCUCUGAUUCUUCUCUCCCUUGAGGCGGCCAGGGUGUCUGAACCGCAUGGGCACCGAGAAGUUCGGGCAAGAGGGCGGGGAGAAGGGCUCCGUAGCGAUAUUUGGCUCAAGCCAGUCUGGCUCUGGCCCCUCUCUUGCGAAGCGCUGUUGCCCAGCGCUGGCCCCGAGCCCCCUGCAUGGGGCCAGCAGACAGCAUGCGGGCCGUGGCCUUUGCGGUCGCCUGCGCCUGGCGUGCCCGGGCAGGCCCUCCGACGGAAACAGUCAUGGUCACGGCGCCCAUGGCUUCGGGCGGCUCGGAGAUCGACAUGACCGUUUGGCAAACAGCAUUCACAUCGUCCACUUCGAAGACCCACGAUUCCCAUGCGCACGUGAACGGGCAUCUGGUCAAGGUCUCCAACCCCCUCGGCCGCGUGGCGGUGGUGCCCCCGCUUCCAGGCGGAUGCGGGACGAUUGCCUACGUGCCGGACACGGCGGCGUUGUACAAUCCCAGCUGCAUCUUGGCCACGGACGCUGGUUACUAUAAUUUGAUCGACACGUUCCAAUGUAUUGGCAACGUUGUAAGUGAUGGCGAGAUCCAUUACACUGAGCCCAUGAAUACCACCAACGUGAAUUUCGGAGUCCUCAAGAACGGUAGCUUCGUCAUUGGUUACAUUUCGCCAGAGACCGUAGAGACUGGGAUUUUCGAGCACUUGGUGGGUGGACUGGGCUGGAUCGUGCGUAACGGAUUAAACAACGUGGAUGCCGGGUGGGAGGAGGCCUAUACCGCUGCGGGCUCGAGCGGGGACGAGUAUAAAGAAAUGACCUCCGGGCGAACCACUAUCGGUUGGGACAAGAAUGGUGGGCUCAUCCUCCUCCAGUAUGAUGGUCACACGGGCGCCCCGUCUUGGGGCGCGACAAUGAAUGAGUUGGCCGACAAGAUGAUCAGCUUCGGUGCCGUCGAGGCGAUCAAUCUAGACGGCGGCGGCAGCACCCAGAUGUGGAAGAACGGCGUGCAGAUUGGCUACAGCUCAGAUCGCGCCACUUACGGGGUGUUAGCCGGGACUUACGAGCCAGGUUGCCCCAUCGGCGAGGGAAAGGGCAAUCUCAGUGCCUUCGAGUGCGCGCGCAAGGUCAGCACCAUCAUCUGCAUCCACGAGGCCAAUAGCGGCGUCACGUCGUUCCUCGCAUCCCCGAGAACGCAGGCGGGGUCGCCGGUCUCGGCUCUGUCGCUCGGAUUCCUGGUCGUCGGAUUGUGCUUGGGCGCCGCCGUCGGCGCGGUCGCCUCGAAAAUGUGGAGCAAGAAAGAAGGUAAAGGCGCCGAUCUGAACGGGGACGACUCAGAGUGAAUCUGGGUAGCUAAUUUUCUUCCCGCGCGAAGAUAAUGCUUCGGAGUGCGAUGGGUGAGUCGACGGGCUUAUAGCAGGCCUGCUCUUCAAAGGCGCAGGAGACGGCCGUUCUCUCGCUCACCCCCUCCGUAUCCCAGUUUUCCAUUUGCUUCUGCACCAUGCUGCACCAUCGCAGUUGCCUGGUUACUCCCUGCAGAGCUACUGCAGCUACCGCGUGUGGGCUAUUUCUCUUAACUCAGUGCCGCCAGCCAUGUUUUUUUUUUUUUCUCCGUCGACUAGCCGCUGCAAGACGAGUCGCUGCGUGCCUUCAGGCUGCCAGCCACUUAGCACGCUUGUGACUUUGAGCGCUAGUUGACCACUGGAUGGGGUAACGCUGGGAAGAUCAUGUCACCACCGACAUUCGGCAUGAUAGAAUUCCUCGAACUCCCCCAGCACUCCAUCCUGCAUUGCAAUUUCGCGUCUUUGGCGCGUUGCUUCGUGCAUUGCGUCCAUCUGUUUGCCAGCGGCACGUCAAGGAAUCCGGAAGACCUCCGAGGAAGAAAAAAAGAGGGGGGAGAAGGACUCAAACUCCGUCCCCAGACCCUUGCCAGGGUCCAUCUGGUGUAGUUUUUCCACCCUGGACUCGUGUUUGACGGUCCCCGGGCCCGGCAACGGCCCCUGGAGAGUCCGAAAAAGACAGACUGCCUUCCCGAACUCAGCGCCUCCAACCCACCCGCCCUUCUUGCUGGCCAGAACGGAGCGCCAAAAGUUUAUGUUUGUGCCGUUUUUCCUUCCUCUAUGUGUCAGAGCGUGAAUUACCUACCCCGCUUUCGCUUCCAGGCAAAACCGAGUCAUACCACGCGCCUCCUCGUCAAGCGGCCUGACCAGUCCAGGCUGCAAUUUGGCGUCGUUUGGUAUCUCUUGGAAGCGAGGGUGGUCAAAAGCGAGGUAGGUUUGUUUUCCCCCUACUUCUUCUAUGCAUUCCAUCGGGCGCCCACCCUGAACCCAGGAGCUGUGCAUACGCUCCCGGCCGAGCCGGGAGGGCGCGGCGCAUGCGCCGCUGCUGGGUUCCGCAUGGGCCUGGCCAGGGAGCAGCGGAUGCGUAAAGAGGUCGUCGCCCUUAGCUUUCGUCGCCCUCAUUGCUCAGUCCCAUCCACAUGUCCGUCCCGCCCGAACCUGCACC